GGCCGACCUCAUGAAUGAGCUCCCCUAAUUCUCGUGAUUUCUCGCGUAGUGACGAGAUUUCGUGAAGUGAACCAUGGAAGAUGGCGGCUGAUAAUGAUGUACGAUUAAUAGAGCGGUUACGCGUCGUGAUCGGCGAAGCCAAGAACCUGCCACCGAGGAGUCAUGGUGCCGUUGAAGAGCGUGACGUUUACUGCGCUAUCAAGUUGGACCAAGAGGAGAUAUUCCGUACCACCACUCGUGAAAAAACACUCAAUCCGUUCUUCUCGGAGGACUUCCAGUUCGAGGUUCCCCGGGAGUUCCGGCAGCUGUCGGUGUAUGUGGCAGAGCGUGAGCGGGCGUCCAACAAGGACAAAGUGCUGGGCAAGGUGUCCAUCAAGAAGGAGGGCAUGCACAAGUACUACGGCAAAGACAACUGGUUCCCCAUCAUGCCCGUGGACGCCGACUCGGAGGUCCAGGGAAAGGCCCACAUUGCAGUGAGACUUGAGCCUUCGACAAAAUCUUCCAUAUACGGGCCCUGUGCCAAGCUCUCCGUAAGGGUGACUGAGUGCAGCGACCUGAACCUGGUGAACGGGUCGUGCAACCCCUAUGCCCUGGUGACUCUCUGCCAUGGACUGGUGAAGCAGGAGACGCGUAAGAGCAAAGUGCGGCGGAAAACCGUCUGUCCCCGCUUCGAGGACGCUUUCUACUUUGACCUCAAACCCCAAAGGUCAGACAAACAAAUCCGGUCGAUUAGGGAUGAGUUCAGCAACCUUGAGCUCAGGGUGUGCCUGCAGCACGACCUGAGCGGGGUCGGGGGCAUGUUUGGGAGCGCCUUCCUCGGGGAGGUGCGCAUCCCACUGAGGGAGCUGGACCUGGAGCGGGGCUCGCACCAGGCCUGGUACCUGCUGCAGCCCAGGGACCAGAUGCAGCAGCAAACGCAGCAGCAGACGCAGCAGGCGCAACAGACGCAGGCCACGACAUCUCCCCUGGGUUCCCUCCGGCUCAAGCUUUUCUUCACCUCGGACCGGGUCUUCUCUAGUCACUUCUACAGGGAGCUCAGGGAACUGCUCCUCAUGUCCCCAGACGUCAAGCCGGUGACUUCGAGUGCAGCCUACAUCCUGGGUGAGAUGGUUCAGCACAAGGACGAUGCGGCCCAGCCCUUGGUCAAGAUCUUCAAGAGCCACAGCUCGGUACUGCCCCUGCUCAGGGCACUGGCUGGCUGCGAGGUGGCCGGAGUCGCGGAUCCACACACCAUCUUCCGGGGCAACACCCUGGUGUCCAAGUGUGUGGACGAGUACAUGAAGCUGACCGGGAUGCUCUACCUGCAGGAUACUCUCAAGGCAGUCAUUGCCAAGAUCUUGUCCGAGCACCUGCCCUGCGAGAUAGACCCCUCCAGGCUCAAGGAUGGCGAGUCUCUGAAGGCAAACGAGGGCAACCUGCGUGGCUACGUAAGAGAGGCCCUGGGGGCCAUCACCCGGUCCUGGGUGGCCUGCCCCUGGGAGCUGUGCGACCUGUUCUCCAUGCUGCGGGGCCUGGCCGCAGACCGCUUCCCGGGACGCAAGGAGCUCCAGUACUCGGUCAUCUCCGUCUUCCUCUUCCUCCGCUUCUUUGCAGCUGCCAUCCUCAGCCCCAAGUUAUUCGAGCUCUGCUCGCACCCCAUCGACGAGCAGUCCCACCGGAGUCUGACACUAGUGUCCAAGUCCAUCCAAACCUUGGGCAACCUUGUCAGCUCCACAGCGGCUCAACCAUUCUACAAGGAGGACUACAUGAAGGAGUUUUACGAGAACUUCAUCACGGAGGAGCAUAAAGAGUCUGUACGGCAGUACCUGGAGCUGAUCUCUCUGAAGAACGUCCCCAUGCGGAACUUGGACACACCUUCCAUCGUCCUCAAAGAAGGAAUCAUGACCAAGCGAGCCCAGGGGCGGAACAAGCUGGGACUGAAGAACUUCAAGCGGCGCUACUUCUGCCUCACCACCAAGGAGCUGUACUACUCCAAGACAAAAGACUCGAGUCCCCUGUGUACAAUCCCACUGUAUGAGAUCCUGGGGGUGGAAAAAGUCCAGGAAGACUCGUUCAAGAUGAAGAAUGUGUUCCAGGUGAUCCAAAAGUGCCGGGCCCUGUACAUUCAGGCCAACAACUGCGUGGAGGAGAAAGAGUGGCGCACCAUCCUCACCCGCAUCUGCCACUUCAACCUGUGCCGCAUCCACACCUACCACCCGGCAGCCUUCCUCAAGGGACACUGGCUCUGCUGCAAGGAGGAGAGCGAGACGGCCCCGGGCUGCUCUCCCGUGACAUCCUACAACCUGGCGGACAUCAAGGUGACCAUCGACACGGACCGAGAGAUGCAGCGCGUCCACUCCAUAUUCCUCAACCAAAUGCCCACCCUGGAGAGGCUCAUCGAGACGUGCCGGCAACAGCUGGGGAGCGGGGCGUCGACCUGUCCCGGGGUGGAGAUGCGCCUCCCGCCGGGCUUUGUGCUGGACGACCCGCAGAGCCUGCUCAGCACCCUUAGCUCCAUCAAGACCUUCGUCGAAUCCAUGGAAGUGAAGCACGAGCGGCACCGGCACAACCUUUACCGCCAGACGCGCUACGGCUCCAAGCAGGCACCCAUUGGGGACGACAACUACCUGCUCAUGUUCGCACGGCAACAACAGCAGCAGCAGCAAAAAUUGGCGUCAAACUCGUCUUCCUUGGCACGGCCCCUCACCAGUGAUCUCCACAUUCCUCCUUUUCCCGGCAGCGCAAACGGCUUCUCUGCGGCCUCCUAGGCGACAUCCCCUCCUGUACGCUUCUUGUGCUCUUCGCAUCGUACCGCCUGACUCCCGGGUGCAACUCGGGAAGCAUUGUUCCUUCCGUUUCGCUUCCACUAAGUUAAAAGGUCGGGUUACGGGGCCGGGUGGGUCACUCUUGGGGCGAGAGGUUGCAAGUCUACUUGCCCCCGCGCCAAAACACGAGCUGCCAUGCAGUGUUCGGAGAGUCAUCUGUUUCGACAACGAGAGCCGUCUGCCUUGAUGGGAGCAGACGAGAGUCGUCUGCGUCUGCUCCAACAAGGCAGUUUAAAAUUGUUUGCUCCGACGAGUCUGCUCUGCAGCGAGAGAGAGCUCCAACGUGCCCACUUCCCGAUGUAUGGAGUCUUCCGCGGAGCUCGAGUUUCGACCGAGAGUCGCAGGUGAAGCGCGCCUUUCGUCCUUUCGCCGCUAGGAUAUUUUAGGUUUAGGACGCAUGUUUAAUAUAUAUAUACAUGUUAUAUAUAUUACAUAUACGCAUGCACAUAUACAUUCACAUCUAAAGUGCACACACAAUCACCUUUUGUCUCAUUCGUCCGGCGCGGAAUGCGCAGUCCUCCGUCUGAGAGCAUCUGCCGAAAGAGAAGUGCGUAGCGCAGUCGUUGCCUUUGCUCAAGGUAUAUCUCCCCUCGUCUUGGAAGCGCUAAUUGUCAUAUUUUUCUUCGAAUGUCCUCCGGUCCACUUGUGGCGACAUUGUAAAAUAUCAAGUUUUGUUUUAUUGCUACAUUUGUAACUCUCCCCUUUUCCUCAAGCGUACUUAUAUUCGUCGGCUUGUGUAGUGGCAUCUUGCGCCUGGAGAGCGUGGCGGCUGCAGCCUUUGCCGAUGUUGUGCUUUGCCAGAAGACAGUGCAGUGUUGUGCCUUCCUGCGAGUGGCGUUUGCAACGUCGUGGCAUCGUACAGUGUUGGGGUGUUGGGAGAAUGUUGGUUGCGUUCGGUGUUGCCUUCAACAUUGCGGGGCUAUGUUUUGCGGAGCUGGGGAGCUUGCUCAGUAGUCGCGUUGUUGCCGUCGCCUUCACCACGAGUGCAUCGUUGGAGCUGCCACUGUUAUCAAAGUUUUUUGACGCAAAGUUUGUGAAGUAUACGCGGCCCCCCUUUCGUCGCUCCCGAAAAAGCUCGUUGCGGUGUGCUGCUUUUUUUUUUACACGCACACGCGUGCACCCGUUUUUGAGGGAAGCGACAAAGUUCACAGGCAGUUAAUAGGUUUGAGAUUGUAGUUAAAAAAAAAAAAAGCUAUUUUUCUAAGUGACAUUAAAAAAAAAAGAAGAGGAAAGCACCAGCAGAUAGUUGUAUGAAUUAAUGAGAGAAAAAAGAAAUGUUGGGAGGAAUGCUGCCACAAUUUUAUAUAACACCAAGGGGAAGAGAAAUCUAUGCACUAAUGUGUUGAGAUGUUUUUGUGUUUUCAUUUAUAUAAGUCUACAUACAUAUACACCUCCAUGGCUACUAUAACCCCCAGUUAAUCGCAUACUACGCCAUCUUGUUAGCGUGGUUGAGAAAGCACUUGCUGGCACUUGCUCGGAGCCCGUUCAACUCUGAUCUGAUGGCAGUGCAGCCUGUGCUGUUGGUCACAAGUAAGCAAGAGAAGGUUGCGUGGACACUAUUUAUUGAAACUAAACACAUUUACUCCAAGCCAGAACAAACCUAGGCGUGCCUUUCUACUCUACUGUUGUGUGUAUGCAUCCCAUCAUUCACAUAGUGAUGAGUAAAGUUGAAUUUUAUGCAGA
Ixodes scapularis (black-legged tick) is the source of this 4487-nucleotide messenger RNA. It is a transcript of the gene RasGAP1, whose product is annotated as ras GTPase-activating protein 3. The transcript has 20 exons. Gene Ontology annotation, biological process: intracellular signal transduction; regulation of GTPase activity. Bases 81 to 2747 code for a protein of 888 amino acids. The record is from RefSeq and is a predicted model, not a curated record. NCBI's taxonomy places the organism in Eukaryota, Metazoa, Arthropoda, Arachnida, Ixodida, Ixodidae.